CGAGACGCGCGCAGCAGGUAGCCGGAGCCAGAUCGCGGACAGUCCGAGCGCCACCGGCUUGUUGUUGUCAAGAUGGCGUCCAAGGGGAAGCUAGACGACGAGCAGCAUGGCCGCUCAGACUCGUACAGGGUCGCCACGUUACCCAACAUUCGUGACGACAACAAAACCGCAGAUGGGAUGUAUAAGUCGCGGCGGAAGAGCCCAAAGCAGCGGAGGGACAACCUAGAUGACCUGAAGCAGGAGUUGGACAUUGACUUCCACAAAGUCUCACCCGAGGAACUGUAUCAAAGAUUUCAGACGCACCCCGAAAACGGCCUCAGCCACGCGAAAGCAAAGGAGAACCUGGAGAGGGAUGGGCCGAACGCCCUGACGCCGCCGAAGCAGACCCCGGAAUGGGUGAAGUUCUGCAAAAAUCUGUUCGGCGGUUUCGCCCUCCUAUUGUGGAUCGGUGCGAUUCUCUGCUUCAUCGCGUAUUCAAUUCAGGCCUCGACCAGCGAGGACCCGAACGACGACAAUCUCUACCUGGGCAUCGUCCUCGCGGCGGUCGUGAUAGUUACGGGUAUAUUCUCGUACUACCAGGAGAGCAAGUCGAGCAAGAUCAUGGAGUCGUUCAAGAACAUGGUGCCGCAAUUCGCCACCGUGAUCCGGGAGGGUGAGAAGCUCACCCUACGGGCGGAGGAUCUCGUGCUCGGCGACGUCGUCGACGUCAAGUUCGGCGAUCGGAUACCGGCAGACAUUAGGAUCAUCGAGUCACGCGGAUUCAAGGUGGACAACAGUUCGUUGACGGGCGAGUCCGAGCCGCAAUCGAGGUCGCCCGAGUUCACGAACGAGAAUCCGCUCGAAACGAAGAAUCUCGCCUUCUUCUCCACGAAUGCGGUGGAAGGCACAGCCAAGGGCGUGGUGAUCUGCUGUGGCGAUCAAACGGUGAUGGGAAGGAUUGCAGGGCUCGCGUCCGGCCUGGAUACCGGUGAGACGCCGAUCGCCAAGGAGAUACACCACUUUAUACAUCUCAUUACUGGUGUCGCUGUCUUCCUCGGCGUCACAUUCUUCGUCAUAGCUUUUAUUCUGGGUUACCAUUGGCUCGACGCCGUCAUCUUCCUAAUCGGUAUUAUCGUCGCGAAUGUCCCAGAGGGUCUCCUCGCUACCGUGACCGUGUGCCUCACUCUGACCGCCAAGCGAAUGGCCUCGAAGAACUGCCUGGUGAAGAAUCUCGAGGCCGUGGAGACCCUGGGUUCAACCUCGACCAUCUGCUCGGAUAAGACGGGAACUCUCACGCAGAAUCGUAUGACGGUCGCGCACAUGUGGUUCGACAAUCAGAUUAUCGAUGCCGAUACCACGGAGGAUCAGUCUGGCUUGCAAUACGAUCGUACCAGUCCAGGAUUCAAAGCGCUAGCCAAGAUUGCGACCUUAUGCAAUCGAGCCGAGUUUAAGCCGGGUCAGGAUGGUGAACCGAUUCUGAAACGAGAGGUGAACGGCGACGCCUCCGAGGCUGCGCUGCUCAAGUGCAUGGAACUCGCCUUGGGUGAUGUUAUGGGCAUUAGGAAACGUAACAAGAAGGUCUGCGAGAUUCCUUUCAAUUCCACUAACAAGUAUCAGGUGUCUAUUCACGAAUCGGACGAUCCAAACGAUACCAGGUAUCUCUUGGUGAUGAAGGGUGCACCCGAAAGGAUUUUGGACAGGUGCUCGACUAUAUUUAUCGGCGGCAAAGAGAAGGUUCUUGACGAGGAAAUGAAAGAGGCAUUCAAUAACGCGUACCUGGAAUUGGGUGGACUCGGUGAACGAGUACUCGGCUUCUGUGACUUCAUACUGCCGUCCGACAAGUUCCCGGUCGGCUUCAAGUUCAACGCCGACGAUCCCAACUUCCCGGUCGAUGGGCUCCGCUUUGUGGGCCUGAUGUCUAUGAUCGAUCCGCCGCGGGCAGCGGUGCCCGAUGCGGUCGCCAAGUGCCGUUCCGCCGGCAUCAAGGUCAUCAUGGUUACCGGUGACCAUCCGAUCACUGCCAAAGCCAUUGCCAAAUCUGUCGGCAUCAUCUCUGAAGGUAAUGAGACUGUUGAGGAUAUUGCGCAACGGUUAAAUAUCCCAGUAUCCGAAGUAAAUCCUCGCGAGGCUAAAGCCGCGGUCAUCCACGGAACCGAACUCAGGGAACUGAACUCCGACCAAUUGGACGAGAUUCUCAGGUACCACACCGAAAUUGUGUUCGCCCGUACCUCGCCUCAGCAAAAGCUCAUCAUUGUCGAAGGCUGCCAGCGGAUGGGCGCGAUUGUCGCUGUAACUGGUGACGGUGUGAAUGACUCGCCCGCUCUGAAGAAGGCCGACAUUGGUGUCGCUAUGGGCAUUGCCGGUUCUGACGUCUCCAAGCAAGCGGCCGACAUGAUCCUACUCGACGACAACUUUGCUUCGAUUGUGACAGGCGUGGAAGAGGGUCGCUUGAUCUUCGACAACCUGAAGAAAUCUAUCGCCUACACUUUGACUUCGAACAUACCCGAAAUCUCGCCUUUCCUGGCAUUUAUCCUCUGCGAUAUCCCUCUACCGCUGGGUACCGUCACCAUUCUCUGCAUCGAUCUGGGAACUGACAUGGUACCCGCCAUUUCGCUAGCCUACGAGGAGGCAGAGAGCGAUAUUAUGAAGCGACAACCACGAAAUCCCUUCACUGACAAGCUAGUUAACGAAAGGCUUAUUUCGAUGGCGUACGGUCAAAUCGGUAUGAUCCAAGCUGCAGCCGGUUUCUUCGUCUACUUUGUCAUUAUGGCUGAGAAUGGAUUCCUGCCCUUGUAUCUGUUUGGCAUCCGAAAGCAAUGGGACUCUAAGGCUAUCAACGAUUUAACUGACAGCUACGGUCAAGAAUGGACCUAUAGGGAUCGCAAAACGCUGGAGUUCACUUGCCACACAGCUUUCUUCGUAUCGAUCGUAAUUGUGCAAUGGGCUGAUCUGAUCGUCUGCAAAACGCGCCGCAACUCGAUUAUUCAUCAGGGAAUGAGAAACUGGGCUCUGAACUUUGGUCUCGUGUUCGAGACCGCCCUUGCUGCGUUCCUAAGUUACACGCCUGGUAUGGACAAGGGUCUCCGUAUGUUCCCACUCAAAUUUGUAUGGUGGUUACCAGCUCUGCCGUUCAUGUUCGCCAUCUUCAUUUAUGACGAAACGAGACGAUUCUAUCUCCGCCGGAAUCCAGGCGGCUGGCUCGAGCAAGAAACUUACUAUUAAACGCAAAGAGGAUUAAAUCACACGCAUGCAGAGCGCGCGCGCAAGAGGACGAGUGAACGGACGAGAGAGCGAGAGAAAGAGAGUGAGAGAAAGAGAGAGAGCGAGCGAAAGAGAGAGAAUGAUGAUGAGAGAGAAUGAGACGCAUACUCACACCUGAAAGAUACACCUAAAAAAAAAAA
Molecule: messenger RNA, 3380 nt
Organism: Nylanderia fulva
Lineage: Eukaryota; Metazoa; Arthropoda; Insecta; Hymenoptera; Formicidae
Gene: Atpalpha
Product: sodium/potassium-transporting ATPase subunit alpha
Biological process (GO): sodium ion export across plasma membrane; potassium ion import across plasma membrane; intracellular potassium ion homeostasis
Cellular component (GO): plasma membrane
Molecular function (GO): P-type sodium:potassium-exchanging transporter activity; ATP hydrolysis activity; ATP binding
Source: RefSeq, a predicted model, not a curated record